Messenger RNA from Podospora anserina S mat+, 1770 nucleotides. RefSeq lists its product as uncharacterized. Lineage: Eukaryota; Fungi; Ascomycota; Sordariomycetes; Sordariales; Podosporaceae. The record is from RefSeq and is a predicted model, not a curated record. Bases 1 to 1770 code for a protein of 589 amino acids. Gene Ontology annotation, biological process: carotenoid biosynthetic process. The transcript has 4 exons. Gene Ontology annotation, molecular function: oxidoreductase activity.
AUGGCGAAUGAGAAGCCAAGGACCGCGAUUGUCAUCGGCGCUGGAGCUGGUGGAAUUGCCAUUUCUGCUCGUUUGGCAAAGGCGGGGUUGAAGGUCACGGUUCUGGAAAAGAACGACUUCACGGGUGGGAGAUGCAGUAUCUUCAGGUCCAAGGCCGGGUUUCGUUUUGACCAAGGCCCUUCGUUGCUGCUGCUGCCAAACUUGUUUCGUGAGACUUUUGCGGAUUUCGGCACCACACUCGAGGCUGAGGGUGUAGAGCUGCUACAGUGCUUUCCCAAUUAUGAUAUUUGGUUCUCUGAUGGCGCUGUCUUCAGGAGCAGCACUGACACAGCUGCCAUGAAAAGAGAGAUCGAGAAGUGGGAGGGGCCAGAUGGUUUUCAACGGUAUCUCAACUGGCUGGCAGAAGCUCACGGUCACUACGAGAUCAGCCUGCAGCACGUCCUACAUCGCAACUUCACCAACCACGCCCAGCUUGCCGACCCAACUUUCGUCGCACCCACCAUCGCCCUUCACCCGCUCGAAAGCAUCUGGAGCCGAACCACUCGUUACUUCUGGUCAGACCGUCUCCGGAGAGUAUUCACCUUCGCCACCAUGUACAUGGGCAUGUCACCUUACGACGCCCCCAGCACCUACAGUCUUCUGCAGUACACCGAGCUUGCCGAAGGCAUCUGGUACCCCAAAGGCGGCUUUCAAACCAUCCUCGCGGCCAUCGAACGUAUUGGCCGUCGUCUAGGCGUGCAAUACCGCCUCAACACCCCCGUAGCUAAAGUCCUAACUGGCGGACCAGACGGCAAGACCGCCACGGGAGUCCUUCUGGAGUCUGGUGAGAAGCUGGAGGCCGACCUCGUCAUUGUGAACGCUGAUCUUGUUUACGCCUACAACAACCUCUUCCCUCAAGAAUCCGAGAACAAAUCCGUCGGCCCAACAAUCACCCCUUACGCCAAGGACCUCUCCAAGCGUGAAGCCUCCUGCAGCUCCAUCUCCUUCUACUGGAGUUUCUCCAAAAAGAUCCCCGAGCUGGGCACCCACAACAUUUUUCUCGCGGAUGAGUACAAAGAGUCGUUUGAUGCCAUUUUCAAAAGGCACACUCUCCCAUCUGAUCCAUCUUUCUACAUCAACGUCCCCUCCCGCGUCGACCCAACAGCCGCACCCCCAGACAAGGACGCCGUAAUCUGCCUCAUCCCCGUAGGCCACCUCUCCGCCACGCACCCGGCCUCCUCCUGGCCCUCCCUCGUCGCCUCGGCCAAAAAGGCCGUCCUGGCCACGGUAGAGAAGCGCACCGGCCUCAAGAACCUCGAAUCGUUGAUCAUGGAGGAAACGAUCAACUCUCCCCCCGAAUGGCAGGCCAAAUUCAACCUCGACCGCGGCGCCAUCCUGGGCCUGUCCCACUCCUUCUUCAACGUCCUCUCCUUCCGCCCGAGGACGAGGGCGAAGGGGGUGAGGAAUGCGUACUUUGUCGGGGCGAGCACGCACCCUGGCACGGGGGUUCCGAUUGUCCUUGCCGGGGCGAAGAUUACGGCGGAGCAGAUCUUGGGGGAUAAGAAGAUGGAGGUUCCUUGGGUGCCGCUGAGGGAGUGGAAGGGGGAUGUGCAGGCGAAGCAGGGGAAUGAAAAGAGGGGGGGGGGGAGGUUGGAUUUGGCGAAGAGGCCGUUGUGGACGGAUGAUUGGAAUUUGUUUUUGUGGAGUGUGAUUGGGUUAUUGGGGGUGGUGGUUGUUUUCCUUGCUGGACCGGCUGCUUGGGGGAACGGGGGGUUUGUGGGGGAUUGGUAA